GGCGACACACACCCAGACACAGCAGCGUUUCAUCGUUUACUGGAAGGGCCAUUAUUAGUAAACACACAGAAGCCCUGACCACCGCGCACAUCCAGUUUUAGCCUCCAUCAUCUACAUCUACUGCCUUUCAUUCAAUUAUGGAGACCGAUGAGAUGAGAGCAGCAAAAAGACGCGAACGUCAGUCAGGUUCCAGUAAACAUGCCUUUCAUGAGGCUGAAGCUUUGGAGAACACAGACAAUGAGCUCGGCCUUUGUGGUUGGCUGUUGGUUCUGUUCUCCCUCCUGCUUGUGUUGGUUACUCUGCCUCUGUCCAUAUGGAUGUGUAUUAAGAUUGUGAAGGAGUACGAGCGAGCCAUUAUCUUUCGCCUUGGCCGCAUCUUGAGGGGAGGAGCCAAAGGACCAGGCUUGUUCUUCAUCGUGCCGUGCACUGACAGCUUUAUUAAUGUGGACAUGCGCACCAUCACCUUCGACAUCCCACCGCAGGAGGUUUUGACCAAAGACUCAGUGACAGUGAGUGUAGAUGGUGUGGUGUACUACCGGGUCCAGAAUGCUACUCUGGCUGUGGCUAACAUCACCAAUGCAGACGCUGCUACUCGGCUACUGGCUCAGACCACCCUGAGGAACGUCCUGGGUACCAAGAACCUUGCUGAGAUCCUUUCUGACCGUGAGGAGAUUGCACACAGCAUGCAGUCCACUCUGGAUGAUGCUACAGACGACUGGGGGAUCAAGGUGGAGCGUGUGGAGAUCAAAGACGUCAAGCUGCCCCUUCAGCUCCAGAGAGCCAUGGCCGCCGAGGCUGAGGCCAGCCGCGAGGCCAGAGCCAAGGUGAUUGCCGCAGAGGGAGAGAUGAACGCCUCCCGGGCUUUGAAGGAGGCAUCCCUGGUGAUCGCAGAGUCUCCGUCAGCCCUUCAGCUGCGUUACCUCCAGACCCUCAACACCAUCGCCGCCGAGAAGAACUCCACCAUCAUCUUCCCGCUGCCACUGGACAUGAUGCAGGCCUUCAUCAAACAAUGAGGAGGACGAGUCUGGAAAUGCAUCGUAACCUACAUCGGAACGUACUACACACAGUGUGCGCCAGUAAAACACAGACACAUAUUUAGACAUUAUUCUUUUCACACAAUGAGUGACAACACACCUCUUAUCAAAUCUUAUAUUAACAGUCACACUUAAUAAAUACUGAAACCAACACCGUCCAACAUGUGUUGACAUUUUGAGUCUGUGUAAGGUGACACCUCCAUAUCUACAUUAAAAACCCAAAUCUGAUACUCAACCAAAAUAUACGUAAAGCAAAAUAACUGAUCACAAGUCAGUGUUUGCCUUUAUUACAUGAAAUCACUCUAAAAUGUUCUAAAAGUACCAGACGAGAAGAAUCAGUCUUGGCGUUUCUGUUUUCAGUUCUAUUUGGUCACUGACUAAUUGGACUGAGCAGCCAAUCAGAGGACUCUCUGCCGAGUCGAGCCAAAGCCAGUGCUAAAUCCACUCGGUUCAGUUUAUGUGUUUACUCAGCACUGACCAAAACAGGCGCUCACUGGACUAAGCCAUAGUGCAGCAGUUUAUUUAGCUUUUAACCUCAACUUUGAGUUUUUAAUUCUGUUUAGGCCCAAAACCUCCCAUCAUCUGUUACAAACAAGUGCCUGUUGGAUACGUGGCCUUAGCGGAGAUUAUAUAAACAUGAGAUGAGAAGGAGAAUCUAAACCAGCCCACAUUACUUAACACACAUUAGUAUUAUUACCCAGUGAGUAUUUUGUAAAAUGUUCUCACUGUUCUUGAGCGACAUGGUGGCGACUUUUUAACCUGUUACACAAACCCUAUUUGUACAGAACUCUUCUCAUCUUUGGUUUAUAUCUGUGGGCCUUUAACACACCACGAUACAUUACAUAUGUCUGAAUAUAAUUACAUCACUGCAACCACUGCCAUCAUUUUAGUAACAUCGUCAUUUUAUAUCCAAUAUGUCCACAAGACAUGUUUUAUUUCUAGCUGUGCAUAAACAUUAAAUCGCUUCUUACCCUAGGGUGUCUUUGCGCCAGUGCAUGUUUUCAUUCUAAAUGUUUGUCGUAACCCUGAAGGUUCAAAUAUGAAACCGUUAUUUAGCUGAAUGACUUUUGGGAGAUGAAAACAAAUUGCUGCUGUAGAUUUGUUUUAGUAUAUGUACAUGUGGUGCACUGACUCAGUGCAGAGAGGUGGGAAGUGGGAGGAGCUGCUAGAUUUGUUUUUCCGUUACAACGUUCAUGAAUCUUCAUUAAACAUUAGCUGUGAGUUGCAUUUGCCAUGAAAAAUAAGCUAGUAUUAAACUCAGUGUCUCAUUGUUCUAGAUGACUGUAAAAACAUCAGUAUAUUGUGCCAAAAUUGCCUCAAAAUCUAAAAGCUUGUAGUUUUUAGUGUACUGCACUGAAUUUACAACAUUUUGGAAGAUGUUUUUGGCAUUUGUACACUUUUGUCAACACAAUUUUUAAGCUUUAAUAAGCUGUAUUGAUGAUUCAACCAUAUGGAAUCAGAUCUGUGCCAAUAUAAGUAAACAAAUCUUAUUAUAGGAAUAAAUAAAACUGAAACUGAAGACCAAAUGCAAAAAUACAGACUCAGCCUUGUACUGUUUGUUAAGGCUUUUUUUUUUCUCUUAUGAGAACUGAAGCAGCUCCUCCCACUUCGCAGCAGCUGCAUUAUUGUGAACAGUUGUGGAACCAGCCAGCGCCAGAGGAAUGCACCAAUGUUAAAAUAGCUCUUCAGGAUAUAUCAAGCAGCCGCAGCGCUACCCAGACAAUAGAUCGUACACAAACACACACUUUUCCUCUCCGUUAAACACACAGACAUCUUGUCCUUUUCCGUUCUGAUCGCUAUUGUUUAGAAGAUGACAGAACUGUUUGUUUUUGUUACUGGUCAUUGAGGCUGGAUUUAUUUGGUCUUUAUGUGACGGGGAUGCUGUCGUUCACACCCGGCCUCACAUUGUACAGCUCCAUGUUCGUUCAGGGCAACGGGUGCUGUUGUUGUUGUUGUUGUAUGCUGUGUUAUUUUUUUCCACCUCAACGGACUGUGAGUGAAACAAAUCUUUCAGCCUUAAGCCUUAAUGCACUACCAUCGUAUAUAUAUAUUUUAGUCUAAUCUCACAUCUCUAUGCAGCAUCUUGAAAGAACAGAACUCUUUUAAACCGCAGUAUUUUAUCACAUACACUAACAAAGCUAAUAGUUAAAUGUCUUUGUACUAAUCUUUGUGGAAACUGUCACGUAGUCAUUCUGUUUUUCCUCCUUUUUGACAUGUAACUGUCAGGAGUGUUGGUCAAUGUAACGUAGGUGGUUAUUGUUACAGUGUCUGGUUCAUAUCUGAUAUGUAAGUGUUACUAUAUAUGAAUAUAUACACAUAUAUAUAUUAUCUCUAUGAACAUGAGUUGGAUAAAUUUUAUUGCAGUUUGGUUUAAAGCUGGGGGUUCAGGUUUAUGAAAUAUAGAGACUGUUACUGACCUGUUUACAUGAUUAUAUAAAUUCAUUAACUGGGAGUGAUCAGUUAAUUGGUAUAAUCAGAUCAGACGUGUUUACAUGCACGUCAGAAAUGUGAUAAUCAAAAACCCCUGGUUUAGACAUUUCGUUCUAGUAUUGGAUUUCUUUUUAAAUACAUACAUAGCUAGUGAUGGUAGAAUCAAACUUCCUGUUUUCUUCCGCUCAUGAAUAUUACAAUUACUCUCAUCGGAUUUUUAUGGUCAUGUAAAUGGUCUCAAUGUCAUUUAUCUAAGGUUGUAUGGGGUUAUUUUGCUACAGUUGCUGAUGAUAUAUAUGUUCAUUAGAGAUGAAAAUGUCAACAAAAAGCCAUUGUAAUGUCUCAGAUUUCCCAUGAGCAUCAGUCCCAAAAACAUGAGAAAUACUGUUGUACAAAUGUAGUCUUUUCCUAAAAUGGACCAGUUAAGACAUGACAUUUGAGAAAAAUAUCCAAUAUAAUUCUAUAUUUAAGCUUUUGAGGAAAUCUAAAAACAGGAUUUUUUUUUUCGCCUUUGGUUGAUGAUAGAAUAUUGGUAUGUAUUUUGUUUAUACAGUUUGCUAAUGUUUGAUAUGAUUUUAUCUUGACAAUUCUUCAUAUAUAUAAAAUAAAGACAGUAUCAACAAUUA
This is a messenger RNA of Sphaeramia orbicularis (orbiculate cardinalfish), 4090 nucleotides long. RefSeq names its product stomatin (gene stom). The transcript is spliced from 8 exons. The record is from RefSeq and is a predicted model, not a curated record. NCBI's taxonomy places the organism in Eukaryota, Metazoa, Chordata, Actinopteri, Kurtiformes, Apogonidae. Gene Ontology annotation, cellular component: plasma membrane. The coding region runs from base 138 to 1013 and encodes 291 amino acids.